UAAAAUAUUUAUUUGAAAAGGAAAAUAAUAUUUGAAUAAAAUGGCAGACAAUGAGGAAUCCAAGACCAAACCUUUCAAAGGUGCUCAGGUUCUUUGGCCACCAGACAUCCCAGACGACAUCCUCGAAGACGUCGUGGACAUAGCAGCCAAGACCCUCGAAGAGAAAGGCUUCGAAGAAGGCGUCGAAGUCGCUAGGAUAGUCAAACAGCACCUUGAUGAGAAGUGGGAACCCUAUUGGCACGUAUUCCUUGGGAAAAGCUUUGGGUGCCACUCAGUUCAUGAACGAGAAAGGUUCGUCUAUUUCACAUUUGAGGAGUCAAACAUCUCUUUUUUAAUCUACAAAGCAUCUUAGAGACCUAAUAAUGGUCAAUGGCUCAUGUAGCAGGCACAGGUCGUUUUUAUAAUUAUUAAUAUCUU
Molecule: messenger RNA, 417 nt
Organism: Moneuplotes crassus
Lineage: Eukaryota; Ciliophora; Spirotrichea; Euplotida; Euplotidae
Source: the annotation of a GenBank genome assembly